Molecule: messenger RNA, 1515 nt
Organism: Rhodofomes roseus
Lineage: Eukaryota; Fungi; Basidiomycota; Agaricomycetes; Polyporales; Fomitopsidaceae
Product: mitogen activated protein kinase
Exons: 11
Coding region: 118-1200 (360 amino acids)
Biological process (GO): intracellular signal transduction; protein phosphorylation
Cellular component (GO): nucleus; cytoplasm
Molecular function (GO): ATP binding; MAP kinase activity
Source: RefSeq, a predicted model, not a curated record
CUUUGCCUUCGCGCUAAUCGCUCUUCUCUAUUCUUCGUUGUCGACGUUUCUUCGCCUUCGCCUUUAGCUUCGUCUUCGUCUUUGCUUUUCGCCAUACAUCCUCUCAAUUCCAUCCUCAUGUCUCGCAAGCAGCCCAAGCCCCUCCCGAAGUUCGACGUCGGCUCCGACUAUGUCAUUCUGCACGGGCUCGGAGAAGGUGCAUACGGUACGGUCGCGGCAGCGCUGCACAAACCGUCCGGGAAGGAGGUCGCGAUCAAGAAGGUCCUGCCCUUCGAACACACGCUCUUUUGCCUACGCACACUACGAGAGCUCAAGCUGUUGAAGUUCUUCUCGGAGACUUGUGUGAAUGAAAACAUCAUCUCGAUCUUGGACAUCAUCAAGCCUCCUACGAAGGAGGAGUUCAAGGAGAUCUAUUUUAUCCAAGAGCUCAUGCAGACCGACUUGCACCGCGUUAUCAGGACACAGCAACUUACUGAUGACCACUGUCAGUACUUCGUGUACCAAACGCUGCGUGCGUUGAAGACCAUGCACUCCGCGGACAUCGUCCACCGAGACCUGAAGCCCGCAAACCUCCUGCUCAACGCGAACUGUGAUCUCAAAGUGUGCGACUUCGGUCUGGCACGCAGUACGCGAUCUACAAACCCGGGCGGAAAGGAGGUAGGUCUCAUGACGGAGUACGUUGCUACGCGAUGGUACCGUGCUCCGGAGAUCAUGCUGUCGUUCAAGAUGUACACGAAGGCGAUUGACAUCUGGGCUGUUGGUUGUAUCCUCGCCGAGCUGAUCAACGGGCGGCCCCUCUUCCCCGGUCGUGACUACGGCCAUCAGCUCGACCUCAUCCUCGAUGUGAUCGGCACGCCAACACUCGAGGAGUUCUACGGCAUCACGUCGAGGCGUUCUCGAGACUACAUCCGUGCGCUGCCCAUCAAGAAGCGAAAAUCGUUCAGCACCAUUUUCCCGAAGGCAACCCCGGAGGCAUUGGACUUCCUGUCCAAGACACUGACAUUCGACCCGAAGAAGCGUUUGACGGUGGAUCAGGCGCUGGAGCACCCGUAUCUCGCGGCAUACCAUGAUCCGGAGGAUGAGCCUGCCGUGUCCUCCCUCGAUUCGGAGUAUUUCGAGUUCGACUACCUUGACCUGAACAAGGACGAACUCAAAGACCUGCUGUACGCGGAGGUUAAGUCCUUCGUGCCCUGCAUCUGAAGGCACUACCCUGCGUAGCCACGAGCUCCGUAUCGGCGUGAGAUCCUGAAGGCAGAGCGCUAUGCCCUGUAAGUUUACUUCACGACCGUCCGGUGUUAUGAUGGUAUACCCGAGUGUAGUGUCUACUCUGCGACGACGAAACAGAUAGAGAUGUGCUGAUCUAUACAUGUAAAACAUAUACCUGCAUUCCUUGGAUGUUGUUCACCGCAAUUGGGUCUAUUUAUUUCAUUGUAUCUUCUGCUAUAGCAAUAUAAUCGACGACAACAACAAAUCAGAGGAACUGCGUGAAUGUUUGGACCACUUUCUUUUUGGCUG